CCUCCUUACCAACCUCAUCAUGUCGAAGCCUCAGGCUGGUUCGAAGUUCCGUCUCUCCCUCGCUCUCCCCGUCGGCGCAGUCAUGAACUGUGCCGAUAACAGCGGAGCCCGCAACCUUUUCGUCAUCGCAGUGCAGGGCGUAGGAGCUAGGCUUAACCGCUUGCCCGCAGCUGCUUCUGGCGACAUGGUCGUUGCAUCCGUCAAGAAGGGCAAGCCCGAGCUCAGGAAGAAGGUCAUGCCCGCCGUCGUUAUCCGUCAGCGCAAGCCCUGGCGCAGGAGGGACGGUGUCUUCCUCUACUUCGAGGACUCCGCCGGUGUCAUCGUCAACCCUAAGGGAGAGAUGAAGGGUUCCGCCAUCUCUGGACCCGUCGCCAAGGAGUGCGCUGACCUCUGGCCGCGUAUUGCCAGCGCCGCUGGCAGUGUAGUCUAACGGUCUUUCGACCUUGGACAGCUCGUGCGAGGUCGUAGCAGGUGUAACGAAGGUGUAUCGUCGCGGCAGGUGCCAGACGCUUCCCCUCGCCUCAGUCGUCUCACCGGGCACAUCGUGGCUCACAAGGGCUCUAUGAGCCUUCCUUGUAUCUUUCGCGACUCUUUCUCCUUCGAUUACAUCUAAAUCGAUCACCAUCACAUCG
Messenger RNA from Jaminaea rosea, 632 nucleotides. Its product is annotated as putative RPL23A-60S large subunit ribosomal protein L23.e. The transcript is spliced from 4 exons. Gene Ontology annotation, molecular function: large ribosomal subunit rRNA binding; structural constituent of ribosome. Gene Ontology annotation, biological process: translation. The record is from RefSeq and is a predicted model, not a curated record. Gene Ontology annotation, cellular component: cytosolic large ribosomal subunit; ribosome. The coding region runs from base 20 to 430 and encodes 136 amino acids. Lineage: Eukaryota; Fungi; Basidiomycota; Exobasidiomycetes; Microstromatales.